AUGUCUCGUUGUCGUGUUGCUGUGUUGGCGGUCGUCGUUCUCAUGCUGCUUUGUGUUGCAGAGAAUGAGGCAGCCAAUAAAAAGUUGACGUGCUCCCAGGCUAAGGGGGUCUGUAGAGACAACUGCCUCCCAACAGAGAUCGUGGUUGGAAAGGCUCCCUUUGCAGAGAAUGAGGCAGCCAAUAAAAAGUUGACGUGCUCCCAGGCUAAGGGGGUCUGUAAAGACAACUGCCUCCCAACAGAGAUCGUGGUUGGAAAGGCUCCCUGUGAGGGAGAUGCUUCGCGUCCUGGGUCGUGUGCAUGUGUCCCACGGUCCGUGAAGGCGUCCUGGCUCUCGGUUCUGCGGCUGUGGACCCGGAGCGGCGGCCCGCUGCACCUCAGUGCCGAGCAUCUCUCCCCCGGAGCCGGAGUCAUGGCCCCGGACAGUAAGUACCUGCUCCUCCCGAGGCUGCAUGCUGCCACAGUCACCCCAGAGGCCAUCGGCUUCCUGUCCGCCGUGGGCGUCUUCAUCGUGGCGUUGGCCGUCCUCUUCCUCUUCAUCAACAAGAAGUUGUGUUUCUCACGCGUGGGGGGGCUGCCCUGCCUGGAGGAACAUGGCCGCCGCAAGAAGGGACGCCAAGGAAUCCGUCAGGGUCUCGCUGUGCAGCUUCAGUCGCUGCUGCUCAGCCCAGAUGUUCCCCAGCCGGUCGGAGCCGGUUCCAGAGGCUUCGUUAUCGGAUCUGAAGCGACAGCAGCAGCAGGACGCUGGAGCCCGGAGUGGGCGGAGUCUGAGAGUCGACCUCUGGAAACGCUCCGGAGCAGGAGGAAGCAGCUCGGGAUCAAAAGCUCAAAGUGGAAACUUCGCUUUAACCGAAUCGAUGAAACUCACUCGUCACUUCCAGUGGACAGCUUCGGGGACGACGACGGCCUCAGCUCGUCCGACAGCGAGGACGAGGUCCUGAAGCAGUUUGAGAUCUCCGUGUCGCGCUCGCAGAGCUUCCGCUGCACGGCGCCCGGCGGCGGGGGGGCGGAGCAGCCGGCGCAGACGUCCCAGCUCGCGUUGGGUCGACGCCACAAGUUCACACGCCUGUCGGACCAGGAGGAGGGGAGCACCGAGCCGUCGGACUGUGAAGAGAUGGCGGCUCAGAACCAGUCGGGCUUCCAGGACCCGCUGUCGGCCGCGGUCGAGGAACUGGAGAGGGCGUCGUCCGCCCCCCCCGACCACCCGUCUCUCCACGACACAUCGGACGCCAGGGAGAGUCCCGCCCCCAGCACGAGGCGACCGGCCGCGGACGGCAGCGAGGACACGCAGCCGGCGGCGCAGGAUCGCGACCAACAUGACAUCACGGACAGCUCCUCCACCUGGAGCCCCGAGCAGGAGCAGCCUCCCAAAGAGGAGGUCUCGUCCCAGCCGGUCAGCUCCUUCCGCCCCCCCAUCUGCACCUGUGGAGACCUGGUCCUGUCGCUGGAGUACCGGCCCGAGGUGGAGAAGCUGCUGGUGUCGGUGGUGGCGGCCCGGGACGUCCCGGACAAGGCUCGCAGCGGGAUGGACUCCUGGCAGGUGCACAUGGUCCUGCUUCCCGCCAAGAAGCAGCGGCACAAGACCUCGGUGCAGAAGGGUUCGCUGCCGCACUUCAACGAGACCUUCCGCUUCUCGCGCCUGGAGCCGGCCGACCUGCAGAUGUCGGCCGUCAGGUUCCGUCUGUACGCUCUGGGAGGCAGGAUGUCCCGGGAGAAGAUGAUGGGAGAGAAGGUUCUGCGUCUGGGGGGACUCCACCCGGGAGGAGGGACCAUGGAGACCACGCUGGUCCUGGAGCCGCGCAGUAACCUCAAGAGCGUGGACUCGCUGCUCAGUCUGUCCGCGGUGUCUCAGAGCGACAGCGCCUCCUCCACUCAGUCCCUGACGCACGGCGGCGUCCCCGAGCUGCUGGUCGGCCUCUCCUACAACGCCACCACGGGGCGCAUGUCGGUGGAGCUCAUCAAGGGAAGCCACUUCAGGAACCUGGCCGUCAACAGACCCCCAGACACGUACGGGCGUCUGUCUCUGCUGAACUCGAUGGGUCAGGAGAUCUCUCGCUGUAAGACCUCGGUGCGCCGCGGCCAGCCCAACCCGGUCUACAAGGAGACCUUCAUGUUCCAGGUGGCGCUGUUCCAGCUGUCGGACGUCACUCUGCUGGUGUCCAUCUACAGCCGGCGCAGCAUGAAGCGCAAGGAGAUGGUGGGCUGGAUCUCUCUGGGUCAGAACAGCAGCGGCGAGGAGGAGCAGCUGCACUGGCAGGACAUGAAGGAGAGUCGAGGUCAGCAGGUCUGCCGCUGGCACGUCCUGCUGGAGGCGUAACGCCGGGCCGGAGCCGGGUUCUGAUCUAGGUGGAAGUUUAUUCUUUAUGAGAGGAAAGAAAAGGACUGACAGGACGAUGCAUGUGGAGCUUCACCUCCGUCCAAACCUGGAGGGGAAUCCAACCUUGUUCUGUGGAGACCUGAACAAAUUCAUCUGCUCCUGGAGGCUGAUGGACCUUCAGAAUAAAUACAUAUUUACUGAUGAAUCAAAUUAACUAAAUCAAAGACAGAUGUUGCACAAUGAAGCUUUUGAAUUUGGAUUCUGUUGCACGAUUCUCCAACUUUCUUUUUGUCGUCCAAUCGUUAAUGUUUCUGUAGACUUGAAGGUUUAGAGCAGAAAUGGUUUUAGCUCCAUCAGCCUCAAGGAGCCGGGAACUCGUCCUCUUCUGUCGUUGUCUUUGUUUCUGUCACA
Limanda limanda (common dab) is the source of this 2727-nucleotide messenger RNA. RefSeq names its product synaptotagmin XVI (gene syt16). The record is from RefSeq and is a predicted model, not a curated record. Lineage: Eukaryota; Metazoa; Chordata; Actinopteri; Pleuronectiformes; Pleuronectidae. Bases 1 to 2316 code for a protein of 771 amino acids. The transcript is spliced from 12 exons.